Molecule: messenger RNA, 3657 nt
Organism: Mitosporidium daphniae
Lineage: Eukaryota; Fungi; Microsporidia
Product: DNA-directed RNA polymerase
Exons: 1
Coding region: 1-3657 (1218 amino acids)
Biological process (GO): DNA-templated transcription
Cellular component (GO): nucleus; RNA polymerase I complex
Molecular function (GO): DNA-directed RNA polymerase activity; DNA binding; ribonucleoside binding
Source: RefSeq, a predicted model, not a curated record
AUGUCGGCGUGUGGGUUAGUUUCUUCGCUACCGCAACAAAGCUCUUUGCCUGUUUUGAAAACAGCGGCCAUUCCAGACGAUAUCAGCUGUCCAUUUGGAACCGUGAAAAGAGAACAUGGAAAUAAGUAUCCAUCUUCUGAGGGUUCUUAUGGUACACUUAUCCACAAGCUUGUGGAACCCCACAUUGCCUCCUUCAAUGCGAUCACAGAUCAAUCGCUUUUGGAAAACGGCGUCAAAAAUCUAGAAAUGCGCGUCAUUUAUGACGCUUCCAAAACCCAUUAUCUCAAAAUGUGGAUAGAGGAUGUUCAGCUUGGAAAGCCGAUGCUACCAGAAAAAGAGACCUUCUCUCUCGAUCGAGGCCUAUAUCCGAGCGAGUGCCGCCAACGAGGAAUCACUUAUGAGGCAAAGCUUAUGGCCAAAAUAUGCUUCCAAAUGGAUGAUGAUGGCCCGAUACACUUUUAUACCCGCCAUUUGGGCGAUUUUCCUAUCAUGGUUCGUUCAAAUCGUUGCCAUUUGGAAGGCCUCUCUCCGGUGGAUCUCAUUGCUCGGCAUGAGGAGAGUGAAGAAAUGGGCGGCUAUUUUAUUGUAAAUGGGAUUGAGCGUCUGAUUAGGCUGCUUGUUGUAACAAGACGCAAUUAUCCUCUUGCAGUGGUCAGAUCGUCCUUUUUGAAAAAAGGACCGUCCUAUACGCAUUUUGGCGUGCUCAUCAGAUGUGUACGGGACGACACAACCUCGCAAACGAUCACCCUUCAUUAUCUUUCCGAUGUCGGCAUCACAGUUAGAUUUUCACACCUCAAACAGGAAUACCUGGUUCCAGUGCUGCUUAUAUUGCGGGCGCUGGCUCCACUCUCUGAUAAGCAGAUUUUUGAGGGAGUCGUUCAAGGUGAUUUUGAUGAUACUACCCUUGUCGGGCAGAUGGAGGCUCUGUUAAGAGCGCACCGGACCACCAAUCUCUACUCGCAAGACUCGUGCUUACAAUAUCUUGGUGCUCGCUUUCAGGCUGUUUUCAGAUAUGAUGAUCGCUUGAGUGAGCGGGAAAUCGGUGAACUCGUUAUUCGUCGUAUGCUCUUUGUGCAUUUGGAGGAUGGUAGAGAAAAGGUUUCUCUGCUGCUUUUGAUGAUCCGAAAGCUUCUGGCUCUGGUUGGAAAUAAAAUCAUUCCAGAUAACCCCGAUUCUCUUAUGAACCACGAAAUCCUACUUCCCGGCCAUCUUCUCGCUUCAUAUUUGAAAGAAAAGCUCGAUGAACUUUUAGGUUCCGCUCGCACGGUCCUUCUUCAAGACCAACAGCGGGGAGCAUCUUGGUCCUCUGACGCCUUUUCUCCGGAAAGCCCUACUUCUGCCACCGAUAAGUUCUGCCGUCGUCUUUUUUCCAAAUUGAAUUUGGACAUCGGGAAAAAAAUUCGCUACUUUCUGGGAACCGGUAAUAUGCCUUCUUCUGGAGGAAUGGACCUUCAACAAGUCACUGGAUAUACGGUGGUUGCUGAGCGUUUAAACUACCUCCGCUAUUUGUCUCAUUUCCGAAGUGUUCAUCGAGGCUCUUUUUUUGCGACCCUCAAAACCACAACGGUUCGAAAACUGCUUCCUGAAUCUUGGGGUUUCUUGUGCCCAGUACAUACACCUGACGGUGCUCCAUGCGGUUUGCUGAACCAUCUCACCCACACCUGCUCCAUCGUUAGUGGGGAUGGAGAAGAAAAUAACCCAACAGAUCGUGUUCGUGCCAUUGCCUCCGUGCUUGUUGGCUUGGGUGUCACUCAGCUUGAAGCCGGUGCUGCUUUUCUCCCAAAAUCUUAUGGAGCCCAUUGUGUCUUGCUGGAUGGAUGUCUUAUUGGCUAUGCUUCGUUUUCUCAGCUUACCACAAUGGUGAGCCAGCUUCGCCAAAUGAAAGGAAAUGGUAUCGUUCCCGCUCACAUGGAAAUUGUACUGAUCUUACAGGCGCCUAAAAAAGGCCUCUUUCCAGGGCUCUUUCUGUUCACCACGCCAUCUCGUCUUAUGAGGCCCGUUUAUCGCAUCGAGGGAGCGGAUUUGAAGAAAAAGGAAGCUCACAAAUUGGAGCUUAUUGGCACUUUUGAGCAAGUGUUUCUCAAUAUUGCUCUUCAAGGGGAAGAAUAUGGAUCCGGUGAUCCAUCAACAGGGCUUCCAGCGACGCUUGCAGCAGCGGUGUUACCUACUCACGUCGAGGGGGUACCUACAAACAUCCUUUCAGUGGUGGCCAAUUUAACCCCAUUUUGCGACUUUAACCAAUCGCCGCGUAACAUGUAUCAGUGCCAGAUGGCAAAGCAAUCCAUGGGAACCCCUCUGCACGCAUUUCCUUUUCGCUCAGAUAGCAAGCUUUAUCGGCUGCAAUCCGGGCAAUCACCGGUCGUUAGACCCUCCCUUUUCAACACCUACCAAAUGGAUAGCCACCCAAAUGGUGCAAAUGCUGUAGUUGCCGUGAUUUCUUAUACAGGCUAUGAUAUGGAAGAUGCAAUGAUCAUCAACAAGAGCUCAUUUGAGCGCGGUUUUGGGAAUGGCUCCAUUUACAAGAGCGAGCUUAUCGAUUUAAAAGAUCACAUCUCGGCUGAUGACGACGGCUCGUCUCUUCGGAUCUUUGCCUGCACCGAUAUGGAUCUCAUAAAUGGCGGCCUAUUAGACCACGACGGGUUUCCUCCAGUGGGGCGGCUUUUACGGCCAGGCGAUCCCUUUUGUUCUACUGCUCUUUUAGCCCACAGUACGUCGGAAGACCCGAACUCUGAAAUGGGGAUUAGUGAUGAAAAUGUGAUUCGGUGGAAAGCAGCAGGCCUUGAAGAAGCAUAUGUCGAAAGUGUGCGCCUGAUGGGCGAUGCCGCCGGUCUUGGGCCUGCUCGAAGAGCUCUCAUAGUGCUUCGUAUUCCGCGGCCCCCGGUGAUUGGCGACAAAUUCUCUUCGCGCCACGGCCAGAAAGGUGUUUGCUCCCAAAAAUGGCCUCUCAUUGAUAUGCCUUUCAGUGAACAUGGACUCACUCCCGACAUCAUCAUUAACCCCCACGCCUUCCCCUCUCGUAUGACGAUUGGAAUGUUCGUGGAAAGUAUGGCUGGCAAAGCUGGCUGUCUUCAUGGCACUUCCCAAGAUGCCACGCCAUUUCGUCUUACAGGCGUGGCCGUAGAGUGUUUUGGAGAUGCCUUAAAAAAAGCCGGCUUUUCAUACUAUGGCAAUGAACCGAUGUAUUCUGGCGUUUUCGGUAACGAACUUGCCGCAGACAUUUUUAUUGGCGUUGUAUAUUACCAGCGCUUGAGACACAUGGUGUCGGAUAAGUUUCAAGUGCGCACUACAGGUCCCGUUCAUAAUCUCACCCGGCAGCCCAUCAAGGGGCGGAAGCGUGCCGGUGGUAUCCGAUUUGGAGAGAUGGAGCGAGAUUCGCUUCUUGCGAAUGGCACUGCUUUUCUGCUACAUGAUCGUCUGAUGAACUGCUCAGACUAUACCCAAAUGCACGCUUGUGUCAAAUGCGGCGAUAUUCUCUCCAUCCUUGCGCCUUCGCGCAAAUCACAUGGCCACGAAUUCAAUCUCAAAUGUACGGGAUGCGGUGCAAGUGGUGCCUCCAAUAUUGUAGUCGUUGCCUUGCCCUAUGUAUAUCGAUACCUUGUCAGUGAACUCAUGGUAAUGAAUGUCCGAUUGAAGAUGGACCUGACUUCUGCCUGCUAA